AUGAUUGAAGAUGAUGGAAAGCCGUCCUUACCGACACCUCCAUAUUACGAUUACCAUGAUAAAUUGAGCAAGAAACAGAUUGAGAUGGAGGAAUGGGGGAUGCGGUGCCUAUUUAAGUUCAAGAAAUAUGUGAUCUUAUAUGCUGUUCUUCUCAUCUUGUUUGGUACGAGUUUGGUGGUCUAUACUGUGUAUUAUAAACUCGAUAUGUUUACUACUCAUCCCCUUUAUUGUAUACUCUCAGUACUCAUUGUGUUCAUCAUGAGCAUCCGCCUCGCUGUCCCAAUACCUUCAUCCUUUUCUCAAGAGAACUACAUCCCCGAUUGUUCCGAAGAGGAAAAAGAAGACGCAAAGCGUCGAGCAUCGCUUGCUCAGAAAUAUGGCAAGAAAUUGAUUGAGACGAUUUACAGCGCAAGGUAUUGUGUGUAUUGUAACGCUUUCAUGCCACCACGUACAUAUCACUGUAUGUUAUGUAAGAAGUGUAUUGAUUGUCGUGAUCACCAUUGUUCCUGGUUAUGUACCUGUGUCGGUAAAAACAAUUUACGAUCGUUCUGGCAGCUCUUAGUGAGUAUCUUUUUACUCUCACUCAUCUCGUCGAUGAACAUUUUAAUUUUUUGGUAUCAAAUUCUUUUCAUUAAGAAUCCAUGGAACACGUUCUCGUUCUUCACAUUUGUUAUGUAUUAUAUUUACAUGAUGAUUACAUGCAUUUCUUGCUCUUUAUUCGCGUGUAUGGGGGCGAUGUUAUAUAUUCACACAAGAGAUUUGUUAUAUGGGAAAACAGGCGUAGAAAUAGGCGAGUCAAACACACGUGAACUCGCCGGUGAAAUCGUCCCACCACACAAAAUCAAGUUCCAAAAUUUGACCGCGGUGUUGGGGCCAAAUGUACUCUAUUGGUUCCUUCCAUUACCUUUCAAGCAAGUCAAUUAG
This is a messenger RNA of Entamoeba invadens IP1, 924 nucleotides long. RefSeq names its product palmitoyltransferase ZDHHC18, putative. The transcript has a single exon. The record is from RefSeq and is a predicted model, not a curated record. Gene Ontology annotation, molecular function: protein-cysteine S-palmitoyltransferase activity. The coding region runs from base 1 to 924 and encodes 307 amino acids. Gene Ontology annotation, cellular component: endoplasmic reticulum; Golgi apparatus. NCBI's taxonomy places the organism in Eukaryota, Evosea, Mastigamoebida, Endamoebidae. Gene Ontology annotation, biological process: protein targeting to membrane; peptidyl-L-cysteine S-palmitoylation.